Molecule: messenger RNA, 2195 nt
Organism: Morus notabilis
Lineage: Eukaryota; Viridiplantae; Streptophyta; Magnoliopsida; Rosales; Moraceae
Product: chitin elicitor receptor kinase 1
Exons: 12
Coding region: 117-1955 (612 amino acids)
Biological process (GO): protein phosphorylation; innate immune response
Molecular function (GO): ATP binding; transmembrane receptor protein kinase activity
Source: RefSeq, a predicted model, not a curated record
CCCAACACGUUUCUCUUCGCAGCUUCGUUGUAGUCCAAUUCCAACUUCAACUCCAAUCCGAUUACCAGAAAACCCAAUUCCCGAUCUGGGUCUUCGGUUUCCGCCGCCGAAACCAGAUGAAACCUCGUACAGAGCCAUGGCUAUUGGCUCUACUGCUGAUUAUGUUCUCUCUCUUCUCAGGAGCCAAGUCGAAGUGCGGCGACCCCCAGAGCUGCGAGGCUUGGGCGUCGUUCUACGUCUGGAAGGGCUCCAAUCUCACGUUGAUCGGCAACCUCUUCGACACGACGCCCGAGAACAUCGAUCUCCUCAACGACAACGUGCCAAACAAGGACAGCGUCGAGUCCGACAUCAGAAUCAACAUCAACUUCUCCUGCGGCUGCCUCCGGGGCGAGUUCCUCGGCCACGUCUUCGACUACGACGUCGUACAGGGCGACACGUACGAGCGGGUCGUGACGAACUACUCCGGUUUGACGACGGUCGCGGCGUUGACGGCGUACAAUGGGUACGACCCCAAUAAUAUUCCCAACACCGGGAAGCUGAACGUUACGGUGGAUUGCAUGUGUGGGGACAGAGCGGUUUCGGACAAGUAUGGGUUUUUCACGACUUACCCUAUCCAGUCCGGGGACAGUUUGGGAAAUAUUGCGUCUACCUAUAAUAUUUCGACAGAUUUGCUGCAGAGGUAUAAUCCGGGUGCGAAUUUUAGCAACGCAAGUGAGAUUGUGUUCGUCCCAACCAAAGAUCGAAAUGGUAGCUAUCGGCCUCUGAGUUCCAGCUCAGGAGGAUUGGGAGGUGGAAUUAUUGCUGGUAUAAUUGCGGGAGUAGUUGCUGUGGUGCUGUUAUUGGCGUUUUGUAUUUACGUCAAGUUUUUCCGAAAGAAGGUGGAAGGAAAAUUGAUUCCUGCAGCAUCUGAAGAUCAAUCUUCUCAUCGUUUGCAGGCGACUGAAAAUAGCUCGGACAAAGUUGCAACUGCUCCUGGUAGUGCAGGCCUUGCAGGUCUAACUGUUGACAAAUCAGUGGAGUUCUCAUACGACGAACUUGCUGGGGCUACUGAUUACUUCAGCAUGUCGUAUAAGAUUGGUCAAGGUGGUUUUGGGGCUGUUUACUAUGCCGAGCUGAGAGGCGAGAAAGCUGCUAUCAAGAAGAUGGAUAUGCAAGCAACAAGAGAAUUUUUGGCUGAAUUGAAGGUUUUAACCCGUGUACAUCACUUGAACCUGGUGCGGUUGAUUGGCUACUGUGUUGAGGGCUCUCUUUUUCUAGUUUACGAAUUUAUCGAGAACGGAAACUUAAGCCAACACUUGCGCGGUUCAGAGAGGGAGCCUUUGCCGUGGUCUACUAGGGUUCAGAUAGCCCUGGAUUCAGCAAGAGGGCUGGAAUACAUUCAUGAGCAUACCGUUCCUGUUUAUAUCCAUCGUGAUAUAAAAUCAGCGAAUAUAUUGAUAGACAAGAACUUCCAUGGAAAGGUUGCAGAUUUUGGAUUAACUAAGCUGACUGAAGUCGGUGGUUCAUCUCUUCCAACGCGUCUUGUGGGAACUUUUGGAUACAUGCCUCCAGAAUACGCGCAAUACGGAGAUGUGUCUCCCAAGAUAGAUGUAUACGCGUUCGGGGUUGUCCUUUACGAGCUCAUUUCUGCCAAGGAGGCCAUUGUGAAGCUGAACGGUUCUGGAGCUGAGUCAAAGGGCCUUGUUGGUUUGUUUGAGGAGGUUCUUAAUCAGCCUGAUUCUAUGGAAGAGCUCACCAAGUUAGUUGACCCUAGGCUCGGAGAUAAUUACCCGCUCGACUCAGUUCGAAAGAUGGCACAACUAGCCAAGGCAUGCACACAUGAGAACCCACAACUACGUCCAAGUAUGAGGUCCAUUGUGGUUGCUCUAAUGACACUUUCAUCGACCACUGAAGAUUGGGAUGUUGCCUCCUUCUACGAGAAUCACGGCCUUGUCAAUCUAAUGUCAGGGAGGUAGAAUCCCAUGGUGCAAUAUUGUUAAUUGUUUCUUUUGAGCUCUCUCUCUCUCUCUCUCUUGUUACCAUUAUAGUAUAUUGUGAAUAAUACCAAAUUGAAAGUACUCAAGACGUUCUAGAUGUGCAUAGAUGAGAAAUGUUGUAAUAGUCUCUGUAAAUCUCAUUUAUUAUUUGAUUAAAUACAGCUUAACUAAUGCUUUUUGAGCUUUAUAGUAAAAAAGAGCAUGAGGGGUUUGUGUAGA